Pelagomonas calceolata is the source of this 3338-nucleotide messenger RNA. The record is from the annotation of a GenBank genome assembly. NCBI's taxonomy places the organism in Eukaryota, Pelagophyceae, Pelagomonadales, Pelagomonadaceae.
AUGGGUGCCGGAGCAUCUGCCCCACGGCAGCCCCUACAAUCUCUCAGUGCAGACAGCAUCAAGGAACUCGUGGAGUCUUUGGGUCCCAAAUUCGCAGACAUCGGAGAACAGCUGCAGGAAAAUGGGUACGACGGCGCGAUCCUGGCUGACGCGUCCGACGAGGACCUUGACGAACUCUUCGAUGAGCUCGAGGUCCCAAAGCUGAAGCAAAAGGUGUUACGGAAGAAGCUUGCCUGGCUCAAGGAAGGGAUUUCUACGGCAUCACUUGACGAGCACCCGGCCGCGGCGGACGGCCCGCCCGCCGCCGCGGCGCCGAAGGACGAAUACGUUGUCGACGCAUACGACUGCUUCCUGUCGCACAAGCGCUCCGACUGCCAGGAUGUGGUCGCGCGCGUGCAUGACCGGCUGACGGAUGCGGGCUACCGCGCGUUCAUCGAUCGGGAAGAGCUCGAAGAAUUACCAAAGCUCAAAGCAAGCGUGCGCGCGUCGGGGAAGCUCGUCUUCUUUAUGUCCCCUAAGAUCUUCGAAUCGGACUGGUGCAUGUUAGAGCUCUGCACGGCGGUCGACAGCGGCAUUGACGUACUGCCGGUCACCGUCGAAGGCACGACGUGGGGCGGCGGCGCUCGAGUGUUCCCCGACGUCCAACAAGACGUACCGGAAAAAGUAGAGAUCCAGGGCCAGGUGUACCAUCCGCGCGCGGCGGCGGCCAAGGCCUUUGCGCACGCAAUCGGCCUCGAGCACUCGCGCAGUUACUUCGACGCAUUUAUUGACAAACUUUCGAAGCGCAUCGGCCCCUCGAAGCGAGUGGUGGCGGACGGGCCGCCCGAGGGCAGCGUCGCUAGGCAGAUCUGGCAGCAAGCCGGGGGUACCCCGUCGUGGGGCGACGUACUCAAGACGCUCCGCGAGACCUCAGGCGCGGCGGACGCCGUCGACGCAUCGCGCCCGGUGCUCGCGCGCGCCCUCGGCCUCGUCGACGGCGCCGACGAGAGCUCGCCGGUGAACGCGGCGGCGCUCGCCGCCGUAUUUCCGCCGGGAACGGACGUAGCGCAGACCUUGCGGGCGCUCGCGGCGCGCACUCAACCGGUGGGCGUGACUGACGGUGGCGCGGCGACCACCACUCCAGGCGGCGGCGCGGGCGAGGAGACAUUAAUGCCCGUGGUGAUGGCCGCAGAUGCAACAGCGUUAGAGGAGGCGGAAGCGGCGGGGACGGCAGCAGAGUUACCCGACGCCGGACUUGCACUCGUCGGCGGCAACACGUCGAUGGCAUCCGUGCGUGCGCAGCUGAUCGAGGCUCUCGACGAACUCGGAAUUGAGGGCGACGAGGGGCUGGGCGACACAAUCGAGCGCAUCAAAGGAGGAAAAUUCUCAUUUCUGCUACCGAUGAAAGGGAAGCGGCGGCGACGCGUCGUUAUGCGCACGCAAGAGAGGCUCGUUCGCGGCGCCACGGCGAUGGGUGAUCCGAUCGCGCUCAUGCCGACGACCAAGGCGGCUGCAGAGCCGCUGGCUGUAACGGCGGUGGCGGUGGACGGGGCGGCCGAUGCCGCUGCGGAGAUCGUUUCCCGGGCGGCGCGCAAGGACGCGGACAAGCUCAGUAUCGACGCGGCCCUCCGCGACCCGGACCUGUUCACCGGACUGCGCCGAAUUCUCCAUGAGGAGCGCGCUGGUGGUGAUGCGCCAGAAGAGGAAGCGGCUGUGCUCGCGUCGAAGGUGGCGGAGCUCAAAAAACUGCUCUCUGGUGGCGGUGACGGCGGCACGCUCGCCGCAGACGUUCGCGCGCUAUCAACUGCCGCAGCCGCGCAAGACGGAGCAGUCGCGCGUCUCGCGGGCGCGGCGGCGGCGCAGAGCGUGGCUUCGGCCGCGGCCGAAGGCGGCGACGCGGCGGCGCUGGUCGCGGCGCUCGAGCCCCUCGCGGCGGCGGCGCGCGAGGGGCUGGCGCCCUCGCUCGAGAAACUACGCGCCGAGAUUGCGCGCGACGGCGCGACGCCCUCGCUACCCAAGUCAUCGGUCGGGUCGCGGAAGCGCGUCGUGAUCGCUGGAGGCGGCUUCUGCGGCGCGAUGGUGGCGUACCGCCUCGAUAAAAACCCGGAAUUCCAUGUGACACUUCUUGACACGAAGGAAUACGUCGAAAAUACGCCAGUAGUGUUAAGGCUGAUGUGCCUCGCCGGCAAGGAGUUCGAGGACAUGUUUAGCAAGGCGCUCAUCGAGCAUAAGGCCUAUGUUAAGAAUGGUGACGUCGUGGUGGGCUCUCUAGCCGCCGUGCGCACCGACCACAUCCUCUAUGGCGCGAAGACUGGCGUUGCCGCGCACGUGCUGCCCUAUGAUUAUCUCGUCAUCUCGACAGGGACGGCAUACCAGUCCGACAUCAAGACCGAUGGUACGUCAAUAGAGCACCGCAGGCGUUCCUACGAGAUUGAGCACCAGCGCAUCGCAGAUGCUCCCGCCACUGUGGUCGUGGGCGGCGGGCUGGUUGGUACAGAAUUAGCUUUGGACAUCUCCACAUUUUUCCCAGGCAAGAAGGUCGAGUGGAUCUCCGGGAACGAGACGUUGAUGUCGCGCAUUCAUGGUUUCCACGACCCAACCAUGGAGGUCGUUGAGCGCGAGGCUGCGAAGGGCCACCUAAAACUUUCCCUUGGCGAGCGGGCCAUCUCGGUGAACCAGGCCGGGUCCAUACUGACCGAUAAGGGCAAUGAGACGACGCCGGGCGCGCGCGCCUAUUGGUGCACCGGCUACCGAGCGAACAACAGCUUUAUGAAGGACCCGCGCACGGCUGCGAGCGUCGCAUCCUGCCUGGAUGACGAGGGCUUCAUCAAUGCGGGCCCGACGCACCAAUUGUCUCACCCAGCGCUCUCGCACGUCUUCGCCGGCGGAGACAUAUGCUGUCGGGAUCGGUUUGGCGGCGGCGAGCGGAUGGCGGCGUACGGGCACACGCACGCCAUGGUCAUCUGCGAAAAUAUCGAACGGCUUGCCGGCACGCUCAGCGGCCCGCUGCAGGCGGCGCGCAUCGGCAUACCAAAAAAGGGCGCAGACAGUGCCACCGAUAACGAAGGCGUCCUGAUCUCCCUCGGCAAGACGGACACCGUUAUGUUCUCGAAGAAUCCGCUGAUGCGCGCCUUCUACCCCAAUCCCGAGGAGAUGGAAGAGAAAUACGGGCCGAUAGACGAGGCACCCAACGGCUGGAUCCUUCUCGAUGACCAAUCCUCGCUCAAGUUUGGGUUCGGUGUGGACCUGCUGGCCGAAACGUUCCGAGAGGGCAAGGACGAGUGGUGGGCGGGAUUCGACGGACCGCGAAUGUACGACUUCGUGCCUUAAUUAGGCUUUCUACUAGUUCCUUUUUUCAC